Messenger RNA from Aureococcus anophagefferens, 411 nucleotides. RefSeq lists its product as hypothetical. Lineage: Eukaryota; Pelagophyceae; Pelagomonadales; Pelagomonadaceae. Gene Ontology annotation, molecular function: peptide-methionine (R)-S-oxide reductase activity. Gene Ontology annotation, cellular component: cytoplasm. The annotation marks the transcript as partial. The record is from RefSeq and is a predicted model, not a curated record. The transcript has a single exon. Gene Ontology annotation, biological process: protein repair; response to oxidative stress.
GCCGUGCAGAAGUCGCCCCAGGAGUGGCAGCGCGCCCUGAGCGCGCCCCAGUACUUCGUGCUGCGCAACGGCGGCACGGAGCCGCCGAACUCGAGCCCGCUCGUCAAGGAGAAGCGGUCGGGCGUCUUCGGGUGCGCGGCGUGCGACGCGGACCUCUUCGCGAGCGGCGCCAAGUUCGAGAGCGGCACGGGCUGGCCGAGCUUCGCGACGGGCCUGCCCAACGUCGAGGUCGAGGCCACGCCCAUCGAGUUCCUCUCCGGCGCGGAGCUCCGCUGCGCGCGGUGCGGCGGCCACCUCGGCGACCGCUUCCUCGACGGCGCGCUCUUCCCGGGCACGCCGGCCUUCGCGAGCGGCAAGCGCUACUGCAUCGACGGCAGCGCCCUCGUCUUCUACCCGGCCGACGGCGGCAAG